Aspergillus clavatus NRRL 1 is the source of this 897-nucleotide messenger RNA. RefSeq lists its product as uncharacterized. The record is from RefSeq and is a predicted model, not a curated record. NCBI's taxonomy places the organism in Eukaryota, Fungi, Ascomycota, Eurotiomycetes, Eurotiales, Aspergillaceae. The transcript has a single exon. The coding region runs from base 1 to 897 and encodes 298 amino acids.
AUGUAUACCUGGUGCCGAGCUCGAAACUACUUCCGGCUAUGGGCGUACCUGUAUGUCAAUUGGUAUAAGCCAGGCCAAUGGGAGCUGUGGGCUCGGUCAGCAAAUGCCAGAGAAAUACCAGUUCUCAAGACAACAAUGAUCGUCGAGUCUCACUGGCGAAAGAUCAAGCAUGAUUACCUCCACCGUUUCAAUCGUCCUCGUAUCGACCUGGUAAUCUGGGUGCUGACGUUUCGAGUUAUUCCAAAUGCGCUUGAUCGAAUGGAUGCAAUCCGCAAUCGUGAUCAUCGAAAAGCUUCUGCAAGCUGGAGAAAGGCGUUCAAAAAGCAAUGGAAACAACUCAGGGAUCGAGAAAUCGAUCCUAAGAGCAUUCAAAAGUAUCACACAAACCCAGCAAUGUGGACAUGCGCUUGCGAUGCAUUCCUAUCAAGCCGGUUCCUAAUAUGCAAGCAUAUCAUAUACUGCUAUGAUCCUAUCACAGACCCUAUUGUGUUCUUCUCCAGGAUUCGUAGGCAGAGGGUUAGUCCAUUCUGGAUCGAUAAGCAGCUUGCCUUGCGUCCAGAAUACAGAAAAUUCCGGACCAUAACGGAUAUGAAUGCAGAUUCUGAUUCAGAGUCGGAUAUUGAUCCAGAAGCCUUGGAAGAAGAUGAAUUAGCGGUGAUGGAUGAUGAAACACCAGCAGCGAUUGAUGUGGAGAGAUUUGUUUCUGUGAUGCAGUCAGCGAUGGACAUAUUCCACGAGCAAAGAGCUAUGGGAAACAUGAAAUUCGUUGAGAUCUUCAUUGCUGCUAAUGCGAGGAAUCAAACCCUGGUGGAGGAGAUUUGGAGGCGCAAAAACCAGCGUACAAUGCCUAUGACAUGGGCCCAGAAUAAGCACCCUGCAACAAUGUACUAUCGAUAG